UAAAGCUCGAGCGUAGCAGGCGCUGCGAGAGCAGUCAGCGAGUCGCUGGUGCGCAGGGUACAGUUCUUACUGCUAAUGGAAAGGUAGACCACUCACUCGCUCCGCUGGCUCCAUCAACCGCUCUCUUUUUGAGGAAUUAAAGGAGUUGUUUCGUUCAAUUUGCUGGCAUGUUCGAUUCUUAUUAUGGGCUGCAUCCUUCGGGCUUGAAACGUCAUUGUGGGCUUUGUUGUUUUUUUUUCCUGUAAAUAUUAUUGCUUUUAGUUUUCUUAAAACGUUUAGCUGAGGAUAAUACCUGGACUUCUCUCCAAUGGAACAGGUUUGCUCCAGCGCUCUCCAGCAACCCUUCGACAGCACCUAAUCUUUCCUCAAGAAACGUGUCCAACUUUGGCUGCCGAGAAACAUGGACUGUUUUCACAUGCUCUAUUUCCUGUCUAGACACCAUGAUUCCUGGUAAUCGAAUGCUGAUGGUAAUUCUAUUAUGCCAAGUCCUACUAGGAGAAAGCAGCCAUGCUAGUCUAAUACCGGAGGAAGGCAAAAAAAAAGCGUCAGAGCUGCAGGGUAGUCGCUCUGGGCAAAGCCAUGAACUAUUACAGGACUUCGAGGCUACUUUGUUGCACAUGUUUGGCCUGCAGAGACGGCCCAGGCCCAGCCACUCAGCCGUCGUGCCCCGGUAUAUGCUGGAUCUCUAUCGUUUUCAGUCUGGAGAGACGGAGGAGGCUGGAGAACACGACACGCCGUUCGAGUAUCCAGAGAAGUCUGCCAGCCGAGCAAACACAGUGAGAGGAUUCCACCACGAAGAGCACCUGGAGCGUGUGUUGGAUUCGCCGGCUCCACUGCGCUUCCUCUUCAACCUGAGCAGCAUCCCAGAGGACGAGGUUCUAUCAUCAGCAGAACUCCGGCUGUACUGCCAGCAGAUCGAGGGGGCCGGGCUGGGCGGAGAGGAAGGGGGCUUCCACCGAAUCAACGUCUACGAGGUCCUCAAGCCCCCCCAGACGGGCACUGGGCAGCUCAUCACACGGCUCCUGGACACGCGGCUGGUCCACCACAAUGCCACGCGCUGGGAGAGCUUCGACGUGAGCCCCGCGGUCCUGCGCUGGACACGAGACAGACUGCCCAACCACGGCCUGGCCCUGGAGGUGCUGCACCUCAACAGCACCCCCACGCAGCAGGGCCAGCAUGUGCGCAUCAGCCGCUCGCUGCACCCAGGCGCCGCAGAGGAUUGGCUGCAGCUACGCCCCCUGCUGGUCACUUUCAGCCAUGAUGGCAAGGGCCACCCGCUGACCCGGCGGACCAAACGCAGCCCCAGGCCGCGGGGCCGCAAGAAAAACCGGAACUGCCGGCGACACGAACUGUAUGUGGAUUUCAGUGACGUGGGCUGGAAUGACUGGAUAGUGGCGCCCCCUGGCUACCAGGCUUAUUUCUGCCAUGGGGAUUGCCCCUUCCCCCUGGCGGACCACCUGAACUCCACCAACCACGCCAUCGUGCAGACUCUGGUGAACUCAGUGAAUGCUGAAAUCCCCAGGGCAUGCUGCGUGCCCACGGAGCUCAGUGCAAUCUCCAUGUUGUACCUCGAUGAGCACGACAAGGUGGUUCUCAAGAACUAUCAGGAGAUGGUGGUGGAGGGCUGUGGCUGCCGUUGAGACUUCACACCCAAAUCCUUCACUUGGACCCUUAUUUAUGACUUUUAUGUGCUGAUGUUUGUUUGUUUUUUUGACAAUAUGAUCAUAUAUUUUGACAAAAAAAUAUAUAUAUUUAUAACUACAUAUUAAAAAAAUAAAAAUGAGUUCUUAUUUUAAACAUAAAUAAAUAAAUAAAAACUGUACAUCAUCUUUUUAACUGUAUAUUAGAAUUGUAUACGUUUUUUAAGAAAAAAUGAGAAUAUAGUUAAAAAAAAAAAGUAAUGUUAAUAUACUGGUGAUAUUUAUUGUUUUCCUAUAUAUACGUUAUGGAAGUAAAAUAAAAAAAAAAAGUCCUUCCUAACUUGAGCAGGUCUGAACACAAAGAUUUAAUAUAAAAAUGGGCAAGGCUCACUGCGAUUUUGCUCUAGGGCAUUACAAAGUUACAAAGGAGGGAAAAUGUGCAAAAUAAUUACCUGAAAUACAAACUACAUCAAGCUUGUAUAUCACUGUUAAAACAGUAACAUUUCAAGAAACAUAGCCGUGUGUUUUUUUAAAGUAAAUAUCUGUAAAUAUUCUGAAAAGAUAGACUAGCUUGAAAAGGAUAACUGUCAAAAAUGUAUUUUAUUGAUAAAGUCAUAACUGAGAUGAAAUUAGAAGAUUUCCUCCAAUAA
Messenger RNA from Acipenser ruthenus (sterlet), 2290 nucleotides. Its product is annotated as bone morphogenetic protein 4-like. The coding region runs from base 441 to 1640 and encodes 399 amino acids. Gene Ontology annotation, biological process: BMP signaling pathway; negative regulation of transcription by RNA polymerase II; negative regulation of apoptotic process. The record is from RefSeq and is a predicted model, not a curated record. The transcript is spliced from 4 exons. Gene Ontology annotation, molecular function: cytokine activity; growth factor activity; BMP receptor binding. NCBI's taxonomy places the organism in Eukaryota, Metazoa, Chordata, Actinopteri, Acipenseriformes, Acipenseridae. Gene Ontology annotation, cellular component: extracellular region.